Messenger RNA from Nematolebias whitei (Rio pearlfish), 951 nucleotides. Its product is annotated as ras-related protein Rab-33B-like. NCBI's taxonomy places the organism in Eukaryota, Metazoa, Chordata, Actinopteri, Cyprinodontiformes, Rivulidae. Gene Ontology annotation, molecular function: GTP binding; GTPase activity. Gene Ontology annotation, cellular component: endosome; Golgi apparatus. The record is from RefSeq and is a predicted model, not a curated record. The transcript is spliced from 3 exons. The coding region runs from base 1 to 726 and encodes 241 amino acids. Gene Ontology annotation, biological process: Rab protein signal transduction.
AUGGAGUCCUCUCUGGAGUUCUCCAGCUCUUUGGGCAGCGUGUCCUCCCUGCUGACCCGCUGUCGGACCUUCAAGGUUCUGGUGAUCGGGGACUCCGGUGUGGGGAAGACGUGCCUGACGCACCGGCUGUGCGCCGGAGAGUUCCCCCGCGGAGUGGAGGCCACCAUCGGCGUGGACUUCCGCGACAGAGCGCUGGAGAUCGAAGGAGAAAAAAUAAAACUCCAGCUGUGGGACACGGCAGGACAAGAACGCUUUAGGAAGUCCAUGGUGCAGCACUACUACCGGAACGUCCACGCCGUGCUCUUUGUUUAUGACGUCACCUGCCCUGCCAGUUUUAAGGGGCUGAAUGCCUGGAUAGAGGAGUGCCGGCAAAACUCUCUUGGUCAUGAAAUACCCAGGUUCCUUAUUGGAAACAAGAGCGACCUUCGUGAUCCCAGCAGGACUGACCACCAGGUGAGCCAGGAGCGGGCGUUGAGCUUCGCCAAAGCCCACGGCAUGACUUUCUUUGAAACAUCUGCCAAGAACCCUUUAAAGAGACAGGCGAGCAGGCGACGAGGCGACAGGGAGGUUCUGUAUCAGCAGGACGCUGUGGAGGACAUCGUCACGGCUGUCGGCACCACGCUGAAGAAACACAAGAGUCCUUUAACGGCUAACUCGCCGGCGUACAGCGGAUCUUUUCGAGUUAACAAGAAAAUCCCAGAGAAAGAGCAGUGGUCGUGCUGCUGAGAGCCACGCAGGACACUUCGCCUUUUCAAAGGAAGAACGUGACUUUUUGUACAAGGGUUUCAAAAAACUUAGUCGUUCCUCCCCAGAGAGAUGUUUAAUAUUUAGACUGAUUAUUACUUAAGAUUAUUAUGUAUAUUGUUGAUCUUCUUGUUUACUUUUCCUGUAAAAUAAAAUCCUGUGAGUUUUAAAACACAAACUGUUAUAUUUUCAUAUUUUUCAGAUUUA